AUGGUGACUAAUCUCAGGGAGCAGCUGUCCUGCUAUGCUUUGUGUCAGGAGGUCCUGAGGGAUCCAGUCUCCACCAGCUGUGGACACUGGUUCUGCAGACGGUGCAUCACCUCAUACUGGGACCAGUCUGAUCCAUCAGGAGAUCCUGCCUGUCCCCAGUGUGGAGAAAGAUCCAGAACAAGACCUGGACUGUGGACACCCAGUCAAACCAGUCCAGUGAACGGCGGUCUGCAGGAGGUUUUAGACGAGCAUAAGAUCAGUCUGAGAAGGAGAUGUGAAUUUGUGACAGAAGGAACUGCUGCAGCAGGAAGUGGAACCCCCCUCAACAGGAUCUACACUGAGCUCUACAUCACACAGGGACGGAGGGAAGAGGUUAAUACCCAACAUGAGGUGUGGCAGCUGGAGGCGACAUCCAAGAUGGAGACCCUCAGUGACACUCCAAUCAAGUGCCAGGACAUCUUUAAACCCUUACCUGGCCAAGACACACACAUCAGAGUAGUUGUGACGCAGGGCGUUGCUGGCAUUGGAAAAACCUUCUCAGUGCAGAAGUUCACUCUGGACUGGGCAGAGGGCUUGGAAAACCAACAUGUCAGUUUUGUGGUUCUGCUUUCAUUCCGGGAGCUGAACUUGAUCAAAGAUGAGCGCUACAGUCUUCUCCAGCUGCUCCGUGUUUUCCAUCCAACAUUACAGACGGUCACAGCAGAGAAGCUCGCCGUCUGUAAAGUCGUGUUCAUCUUUGACGGCCUGGAUGAAAGCAGGUUUUUAUUGGAUUUCCAGAAUAAUGAGGUCGUGUCUGAUGUCACACAGACAUCAUCAGUAGAUGUGCUGUUGACAAACCUCAUCAAGGGGAAUCUGCUUCCCUUGGCUCUCCUUUGGAUAACUUCCAGACCUGCGGCGGCCAGUCAGAUCCCUCCAACAUGUGUCGACAGGGUAACAGAAGUGCGAGGGUUCACUGACCUCCAGAAGGAGGAGUACUUCAGGAGGAGAUCCAGUGAUGAGGAGCUGUGCAGCAGAAUCAUCUCACACAUCAAGGCGUCCAGGAGCCUCCACAUCAUGUGCCACAUCCCAGUCUUCUGCUGGAUCACUGCUACAGUUCUGGAGCACAUGUUGACUACAGACCAGAGAGGAGAGCUGCCCAAGAGCCUGACUGAGAUGUAUUCACACUUCCUGCUGGUUCAGACACAGAGGAAGAAGCACAAGUACAAUGAGAGACAUGACAGGAGCCAGCAGAAACUGAUGAAGACUGACAGGGAAGUUCUUCUGAAGCUGGGCAGGCUGGCGUUUGAACAUCUGGAGAAAGGCAACCUGAUGUUCUACCAAGAAGACCUGGAGGAAUGUGGUCUUGAUGUCAGAGAGGCCUCGGUGUACUCAGGAGUGUGCACAGAGAUCUUCAAAACCGAGUGUGUGCUCUUCCAGAGAAAAGUCUACUGCUUUGUUCAUCUGAGCAUUCAGGAGUUUCUCACUGCAGUCUACAUGUUCCACUGCUACACCAACAGGAACACAAUGGUACUGGCCAGAGUCAUGAGAACACGCAAGAAUAAAGGUGUUCACAAAAAGCCAUCGCUGGAUAUCUUCCUGAAGACAGUCAUGUCUGAAGCCCUGCAGAGCAAAAAUGGUCACUUGGACCUCUUUGUCCGUUUUCUUCAUGGCCUCUCACUGGAGUCCAACCAGAGGCUCUUGGGAGGCCUGCUGGGUCAGACAGAGAGCAGACCAGAAGACAUCAAGAGAGUCAUCAGAAACCUGAAGGAGAUGAACACCAGUAGUGUCUCACCUGACAGAAGCAUCAACAUCUUCCACUGUUUGAUGGAGAUGAACGACCUCUCAGUACAUCAGGAUAUCCAAGAGUUCCUCAAGUCAGAGAAGAGAUCAAAGAAGAAACUCUCUGAGACCCACUGCUCAGCUCUGGCCUACGUGCUGCAGAUGUCAGAGGAGGUUCUGGAUGAGUUGGACCUGAAGGUGUACAACACAUCAGAUGAGGGACGACGGAGACUGAUCCCAGCUGUGAGGAACUGCAGGAAGGCUCGACUUUCUGGCUGUGGACUCUCAGAGACUCACUGGGAAACCGUGGCCUCGGCUCUGAAGUCCAACCCCCAUCUGACAGAGCUGGACCUGAGUGAGAACCAGCUGCAGGAUUCAGGAGUGGAGCUGCUGUCUGCUGGACUGGAGAGUCCAAACUGCAGACUGGAGACUCUCAGACUGAGGGACUGCAGCUUGACAAGGAGCUGCUGUGCUUCUCUGGCCUCGGCUCUGAAGUCCAACCCCCAUCUGACAGAGCUGGACCUGAGUAAGAGCCAGCUGCAGGAUUCAGGAGUGGAGCUGCUGUCUGCUGGACUGGAGAGUCCAAACUGCAGCCUGAAGGCCUGUGAUCUCACACUGGAUCCAAACACAGCGAACAGAUACCUCCGUCUGUCUGAGGACAACAGGAAGGUGACGAAGGUGAGCGAGUGGCAGCCGUAUCCUCGUCACCCAGACAGAUUUACACAGCCUCAGGUUCUGUGUAGAGAAGGUCUGACUGGGCGAUGUUACUGGGAGGUCCAGUGGAGUGGAGUGGUUUCUAUAGCAGUGACUUACAGAGGAAUCACAAGAAGUGGUGAUGACUCUCGGCUUGGAGACAAUAAUCAGUCCUGGAGUCUGUGGUGCUCUGAUCAUGGUAACAGCUACUCUGUCAGACACAACAGGAAGGACACCAGCAUCUCUGUCUGUCCCUGUGGAUCUGACAGAGUAGCAGUGUAUCUGGACUGCUCUGCUGGGACUCUGUCCUUCUACAGAGUCUCUCCUGACAGACUGACACUCCUGCACACCUUCAGCUCCACCUUCACUGAGCCGCUCCUCCCUGCGUUUGCUUUGUGGUCACUUGAUUCUUCUAUUGAGGUUGAGCUGCCAGUUUCUCAGAAACAAACUCUGACCUGAAAGUGUUUAGA
Messenger RNA from Myripristis murdjan (pinecone soldierfish), 2921 nucleotides. Its product is annotated as protein NLRC3-like. The coding region runs from base 1 to 2910 and encodes 969 amino acids. Lineage: Eukaryota; Metazoa; Chordata; Actinopteri; Holocentriformes; Holocentridae. The transcript has 5 exons. Gene Ontology annotation, molecular function: protein binding. The record is from RefSeq and is a predicted model, not a curated record.